UGAUAAUUAUAAUGAGAAUAAUAAUAGUGAUGAUGAUAAUGAUAUUCAUAGAUUUUAUAAUGGUUCUUGGAUUGGAGAUUUAUAUGAUUUAUCUAAACUAGAAAAGAAAGAAAAAGAACUUCAAAAAACAAUAUCUUUUGACACUUUAUUAGAAACAUAUUCAAAAGGGAAGUUAGGUUUAACUCAAAUAUUUGAAGAUGCAACUAUUGAAUUCUUAGCAAGUUUUAUGAGUAUUAGUGAAACAAGUAAAACAAGUAAUAAAGAAUUUAAAAGAAAAAAGUUGCAUUAG
This is a messenger RNA of Dentiscutata erythropus, 289 nucleotides long. NCBI's taxonomy places the organism in Eukaryota, Fungi, Glomeromycota, Glomeromycetes, Diversisporales, Gigasporaceae. The record is from the annotation of a GenBank genome assembly.